AUGGAUUAUUAAGAAUUGUAUGAUUUGAGAAAAAAACUUGUUGAUUGGAAAAAGUUUCCUACAGAAACCAUUAAUAUUUUGAAAUAAUUAGAAUAAUCUCCACUUGAUUGGGAUUCUGUUAAUAAAUCAAAAAUAUAAAAAACUUUGCAUACUCUAACAAUUAUAGAUGAUAAAAACAAUCUUUAAAUUACUACUAUUAAAGCAAAAGCUUCAGCUUUAUAAGAUCGUUUUAAAAGACUCUCUUAAGCUUAGGAUAUUCAAAGAACAUAAUAAAAUCAAUAAAAUUAAUCUAUUGAAGAAAUCAAGGUCUAAAAGUAAAAUAGUAUUUAGAGUAUUUAAAGCAGCAAAUCAUUACCUGAUAUAGAACUUUUUGUCAAUUAUAAAAUACCCUAUCCAGCUUAUGCUGAUAGACUGAAAUACCUAAAUGGAAUAAGCAAAAUGUUUAUUGCAAAUAUUUUGACCUUUAAAAAAGAUAAUGAUUUAAAUGAUUAAGAUUAUUAAACUAUAAAAGAAUGUGUGGAGAUAAUGGAGAAAACCAUCUAUUAUAAAAGAAGCUCAGAAAAUAGUUCUAAAAAAGCUUAUGAAUAAGAUUUGAGAAUUUUAGCGGGCUUUUUGAAGAAAGAUAAGAAUGGAUCUUUAACUUAUAGAAUUUUUACAAAAGCUUUUGAUCCUAUUUAUGCAGCUUAAUUAAGGUAUAAAAAAUAAUUAAAUAAUAUAUAGAGCAGCUGAUUGGGUUGAUGACGAAACUAAAUAAGAAUAGGCAAGAAUAAUUAAAGAGAAAAUGGAAGCAGAAUAAAUAGGUUUUUAUAAGGAUUUGAGUAAAAGAGAGAUGGAAGGAGUAGAAGGAAAGACUUGUAAAGGAUGUGGACAAAAAAAAGUAUAUCUUGUUGAUGAAAAAUAAACUCGUGCAUCAGAUGAACCAACAACGAAAUUCUUUGAAUGUUAUAAUUGUGGAGACAAAUUUAGAAUCUGUUGAUUAAAAACAGUCAUAUUUAUAUCUAGC
Paramecium sonneborni is the source of this 1003-nucleotide messenger RNA. The record is from the annotation of a GenBank genome assembly. Lineage: Eukaryota; Ciliophora; Oligohymenophorea; Peniculida; Parameciidae.